UUUUUACUUCUGUUUCAACUUCGACAUCCUUCUGAAGCGAUCUUUUUUUUUUGUGCCAACUGUCUUGAUAUUUUCAUCACGCUCUUGCUUGCGAAAUUUAGGUUGUAGGGCUUCCGAUUCGCCCUCCACUCGCCCAGAGCUGCUUCCGUCACCUUGACGCCUUGCGCCUCCUGACGAUGCCCCCUGCGACGAACCCCGAUCGAACAAUCUCUUGCUUGUGAACGGGCGUAUCGCCCGCGGCCAUCCAAGGCCCAGGUGCUACACGGCACAUCUGCCAUGCUGAGGGUCAAAAGCUCUCGUCGUCCCCAGGGACUGAAACCUGGUGACUAUGAUCACGAAAUCGAUCUCGUCGACCACGAUGCCGUUCGGACACCCGCCGAGUCCAUCACCCCCGAGCCCGCUAGCAUGGUGAGGUGCUCGACAACCUCGCGCCUGCUGGCCCUAGAUGACGACGAGGAAGCAGAACAUCGACAGAAUGGAGAAAAUGGGCACCAGCAGAACGGACAAAAUGGACAAAACAAGAAGGACGAUGGUGAACAGCACAGGCAAGACGACUCACAGACUGAAUAUGGCAAUGGUCCUGAAUCAUCUUCUUCUCGAGUUCCCAACAGAGAAGACCUGCCGCACCCCAUGAUGAGGCCAUCGAUUGAGGUCCAAGAGCCCACACCCCAAGCCUUCCAUGGAGAUCAUUCUCAAGUCAUGACCAAGAAACCGCACGUCGAGCGCGAGACUGCGAUAGACAUCUUGUACGAGAAUGAGAGAGGAGGUUUCCUCUGUGGCAUCGCCCUCUUCUCCGGACAGGCCCUUGGUGGCCUCGAUCCGCCUGCCUGGACCAAUGCCUACCACAAGGCAUCGCCGACCAACAUUCAUACUGCUCAAGUUCCAGACCCUACCUGGGAAUGGGCAUGGCCUGAGUGGCGCGUCAACCGCCAGGAGGGCGUCGACGAAGAAGGCUGGGAAUACUCGUUCCAUUUUUCCAAAAAGUUCUCGUGGCACCGCGGCAAAUGGUGGAACUCGUUCGUCCGACGGCGUGCCUGGACACGCAAGCGGGUGAGAAAGAGGCCCGAGGAUGUCUCGACGGAUCCACACAUGCUCAGUGCCGACUACUUUGAGAUACGCCCUGCUUCACACAAAUCUCACCAGUCGCGGGGGAGCGUGGCUAGCAGCCGUCUUAGUCGCUCGAGCAUGAGCCAGAUUUCGGCAGCGGACGAGAAACCACCCGAUAUCGAGCACAUCGAGGACCUUAUGGAAACCCUUCGGCUGGCCAGGAUAGACAGGGAGAAGCUCGACGCCGUUGACAGUUACCUGGAGCAUGGGACAGACCUCGCCAAAUUGCAGGACGAAAUGCACGAGAUCAUGUCAUUGUUUGUUUUCCAGGCAUCACGGCGCAUUCUGCUCAGCCGCCUAAUGCAGGUUCACGACGAAACGACAGCACAGGUCAAGAAGACAAACACGACAGAGCUGCGGGAGCGAAACCAGGCGCUCAAGGAUGCUGUGCACCACGCGGACGAAGAGGUGCGAAAGCUGGCUUAUUGGAGCGACGUCAAGCAAAUGGCCGAAAGCGGCGAGGCCAAGGAUGCCGUAAAAGGCGACAAGGGAUGGGAUGAGAGCUGGGAGGGUGUGGACCAGAGCGGAGCAUCCCAUCCGUCGACGACGACACAGCCAGGGUCGAAAGGCCAGGAUGCCUCUUCGGAGACGGCUCUUGCGACAUUGCGCGACAAUCCAAAUGCGAGCCUUGAAGCGACCGAACUUCACGACGAAGCGACACCGGAGUAUAUGGCUGCAAGUCUGGUGAUGGACGACUCUCCAGAGUCUCGGAACAAACUCUUCAAGGAUGCUUUCAGGAUCGAUGCAGUUCGGGCGGCUGAGGACAAGGAAGCAUUAAAAGCUCACAAACCCGUCAUCGGAAAACCGCUCCAGUACCCCAAUUCGGCGGCGACAAAGGCGAGCAUCGAGGAGCACAUGCGAGAUGCGCGACGGCAGCUCGGACUUGGGGUCGUCUGGGAUCACUUCAACAAGAAGGUACCGGAAUGGACCGAGUGCUUCAGAUUGAUGAAGCGCAUGACGCCGCAGUGGAGCGAGAGAGCCAACAUGUCGGCCGUGAGGAUCGUCCUGCCCAAGUCGUGGGAUAUCGAAGUCAACAACCAGAAUCUCGAGUACGUCGACUCUGCGACGGGUGUGCUUCAGAAGUUGCGAGCUGCGGUGGACAAGAACCCGUCGGCCAUCGUGCUGCGUGGACAGAGCAAGAUCCUGGUCAAGGUGGCUGAUGAGAUCGUGCGGUACUGCAAGGAGGCCGAGAUUUAUGAACUGGGAGAAGUGGCAACCUCUGACUACAGGACGAGACAACUAUGGCCGACUAUUGAGAACGCACCUAACGGCGGUGCUUCGUUACCGGAUGAUCACCACGACAACAUCUGGGUGCACAAGGAAUACCAGCCGCAUCUGAUAACGGUACCUUAUGAGAAGAUCCCGCGACCCGAGGUGUGGACGAGGGACAACUUUGAGCAUUACGUUGCGAGUCUGGUCUACGGCAGGUUACCCUCGCACCUGGCGAUUCCUUUCUACGGCCAGCGCCGCAUCAACGGGAGAAACAUUGACACGGACGGUAUCCGCAUUAAGCUGAUCGUCGACGCUUUUGAAGACCCUGCAGCCCGGCCGUUUAUCACAGUUCCAGUCCUCAGGAUGACCGUCUCUAUGAUGACUUUCAGGGGUGGACAUCGCGCCUCGGCAAACCGUCUAGUGCAACUAGCGGAAGAAUGGGGUAUUCCUAUGGAUACUGACAUCUACAACAUCAUGCUCGAGGGAUACGCUCACAAGCGUGACAUUGGCUUCUUCUAUGGGUUCCUCCGCAAGAUGCAGGCCCGAUACUUCCACCCCAACAUCCGCACUUGGCUCCUCUUCCUUCAGCUCAUCAGGGGAGAGGAUGAGAGGAGGCAGGUGAUUGUGGCCAUGUAUGAACUGGGCAUGUUUAACCACGCUGCCACGCGGCGAGGCAUUGCUGAUGUCAUGGCGUCUCUCGACUCAUACGCCGCCUUCAAAGCUGGCAGGACUCUCAAGGGCUUCCUUUCCGACCAGAAGGAGCGGUAUGGUGCAGACUGGCUGGCCACAGACGGCCUCAACGGCAUCAUCACGGAGCUUCUUCGCUUCCACCGAACAGAGGACCCUCGAGUAGGAGACUGCAAGAAGCUUGUCAAGAUUCACACAGAUGCAGGCCGCCGCAUCGACCUCAAGACCAUCAAUAUCUUCCUCAGGCACUCGGCGCUCACCCGGGACUGGGAUACGGCACUCUGGGCCAUGUCGCUUUUCAAGGAAGCCGGCUGCGAGCCAGAUCAAGAGACAUACACGGCGCUCAUGUCUCUCUCUGUGCGAACACGCUCGCCGCAUGCCCUAGGCACCGUAUACUUCUAUGGCGUGCUACACCGCAAGCUCAAGAAGCAAUCGCGCCAGAUGCUUAGCAAGGUGCUUCUCGGUACGCACCACGACACUUUCUGGAGGACCUGGGAGCAUCAACCGGGCAUCUUUCCCAAGGAUGCCAUCCCAGACCUUGAGCUCAACAAGAUCCCCCGCUUCUUCGCCGUAAUGUCGCGUGUAGAGCGUACCAUCCUUGAUCGCUGGGCAGGUUACGUCCCUAUCAAACCCCUAGAGCGUUCGCUCGAGCUCGCCUACCGUUCAAACGACCAGCCCAUGCACCAUCAGAUACGUGCCGGCAAGCGUAUCAAGGUGCAAGACCUCGUCGUCAAGCUUCGACGGGUCGACGGCCAGGAGGGUAACAUCAACGUGAGGCUUUUGGGCCGCUUCGAUCCCUUCCGCAUGAUCGAGAACUGGGCCGAACCAGAACCCCGGCAGGAUCAGGAGUCUAGCUGGGUUGAUCCAGAUGGAUCAGAGAUGGAGCAAAAGCCCAAGAAGGAGUCUGAGUCAACGAGUCAUGAGGCUCAGAGUUUACCACCACCCGAGAGCCAGGCUGAUGAGCCGUCUUCUGAUACACCUCCAUCUGCUGGUACACCCGCCAGCUAA
Messenger RNA from Fusarium vanettenii 77-13-4, 4014 nucleotides. RefSeq lists its product as uncharacterized. The record is from RefSeq and is a predicted model, not a curated record. NCBI's taxonomy places the organism in Eukaryota, Fungi, Ascomycota, Sordariomycetes, Hypocreales, Nectriaceae. Gene Ontology annotation, molecular function: protein binding. The coding region runs from base 277 to 4014 and encodes 1245 amino acids. The transcript is spliced from 4 exons.